Sesamum indicum (sesame) is the source of this 1246-nucleotide messenger RNA. RefSeq names its product expansin A13 (gene EXPA13). The record is from RefSeq and is a predicted model, not a curated record. Gene Ontology annotation, cellular component: extracellular region. Gene Ontology annotation, biological process: plant-type cell wall organization. NCBI's taxonomy places the organism in Eukaryota, Viridiplantae, Streptophyta, Magnoliopsida, Lamiales, Pedaliaceae.
GUAUGAAAUAAUGAAAAGCCAAGAACUCAUAAAGCAACUCCACCAUAUCAAAAAAAGAACUCCACUCUUCACUCCCUCUUCCCCCUCCUUUCACACUCCACCACUCUUCACAAUGCCAACAGGGCGCCGCCGCCUCCUUAUGUUCCUUUCUCUCUCACUCUCGGCGCUCCUCGUCCGCUCCCACUACUUCCCCUCUACUCCCUCUGCUGCUCAGUCCGACUGGAAGUCCGCCCGCGCUACCUACUAUGCUGCCGCCGACCCCAUCGACGCUGUUGGCGGCGCUUGCGGCUACGGAGACUUGGAAAAGAACGGAUACGGCAAGGCCACCGCUGCUCUCAGCACCGUCCUCUUCGAGAAGGGCCAGAUCUGCGGCGCCUGUUUUGAAAUCCGCUGCGUGGAGGACCUCCGAUGGUGCAUCCCCGGCACUUCCAUCAUCGUCACCACUUCCAUCACGGUCACCGCCACCAAUUUCUGCGCCCCCAACUACGGGUUCGAGGCCGACGGCGGCGGCCGGUGCAACCCCCCGAACUCGCAUUUCGUGCUCCCCAUAGAGUCGUUUGAGAAGAUCGCUAUUUGGAAGGCGUCUAAUAUGCCUGUGCAGUACCGAAGAAUCAGGUGUAGGAAGGAGGGAGGAGUGCGAUUCACCAUCGGCGGCGCUGGAAUAUUCCUGUCGGUGCUGAUAAGCAACGUCGCCGGCGCCGGAGAUGUAGCGGCGGUGAAAAUCAAGGGAUCUCGUACGGGGUGGCUUCCGAUGGGGAGAAAUUGGGGGCAAAACUGGCACAUAAACGCGGAUUUAAAGAACCAACCGCUGUCGUUUGAAAUUACGAGCAGCGAUGGAGUUACACUAACAUCAUACAAUGUAGCCCCCAAAAACUGGGAAUUCGGGCAAACAUUCGAAGGUAAGCAGUUCGAAUCGUAGGAGUUUGAUGAGGUUGGUUGUGUCUAGUGUAGGGGCCUAGGCUCAAGUCUUGGCCUAAUUUUUCUUGUACUGCAUAUUGUAGUGUCUUACUCUAAUUUUCUGACACGUCCAAGAAAACCACCUGAGAAAGAACAUUUGAUCAUCAUCUCCACAUGUGCACUUUUUGCAGCGUAAAACCUCAAUCUAUCAGAAGAGUAUAUGUUGCAUCUUACCAAAUAUUUCAUUACUCCAUGGGAGCUGCAAAUGUUUAAAUUUGAGUUGGCGUCAUGUAUUGUAUUUUUGUCUUUAUACACACAUUACUCGAGUAAAAUACUUAAUAUUUAAAUA